This is a messenger RNA of Paramecium tetraurelia, 291 nucleotides long. RefSeq lists its product as uncharacterized. The record is from RefSeq and is a predicted model, not a curated record. NCBI's taxonomy places the organism in Eukaryota, Ciliophora, Oligohymenophorea, Peniculida, Parameciidae. The transcript has a single exon.
AUGAAUAUUCUUUAUUAACGAAUAUACAAUUAGUUCUAAAUUAUUGGUCCCUCAAAUUUAACUCAACAAUUGCAAGGCAUCUAACCAGACACAGAAUACAUAAUCAACAUCAUAGUCGUUGUAGGCACUCAUGAAAGUAAAAAGAAAGUGUAUUAUUUAAGAAUCAAUGAAUAACUCCUUCUGAAAAUAGAAAAAGAUUCUACCAAACUUCCCAUCACAGAUUUAUCAUUCUACUACUUAGAUGUUCAUGAAUCAAAAGUGAAAGUUGAUUAGUACUUUCUAUAUAAGUGA